GCCAUGGCGUCCCCCAGGAUCGAGGCCAUCGUCAGGCAGCGGCACAGGAUGGGGGAGAGCCCCGUGUGGGAAGAGGGGACAGGGCAGCUGCUGUUCGUGGACAUCACCGCGGGGCUCGUGUGCCGGUGGAGCCCACUCACGGGGGAGGUGCAGACCGUGGGCCUGAGAAACCGCGUUGGCUGCGUGGCUCUGCGCCAGAAAGGGGCCUAUGUGGUGGCAGCCGGCACCCGCCUCGGCUUCCUGGACUGGGAGACACAGCAGGUGCAGUGGGUGGCCUGGCUGGACAGGGACAAGCCCCACAACAGGUUCAACGAUGGGAAGGUGGACCCUGCCGGGAGGUUUGUGGCAGGCACCAUGCCGGAGCCGUCCGCCCCAGGAGUGUGGGAGCGAGGGCAGGGCUCCCUGUACACGCUCUAUGCUGACCACUCGGUGGUCAGACACCUGCAUGGGCUGGGCAUCCCAAAUGGGCUGGACUGGUCCCUGGACCACAGCACCUUCUACCACGUUGACAGCCUGGACUACUCCGUGCAUGUGUACGACUAUGACGUGCAGACCGGCAAGAUCGCAAACCCAAGGCUCCUGUACCAGCUGCCACAGGGGCAGGGAAUGCCUGAUGGGAUGUGCGUGGAUGUUGCAGGGAAGCUCUGGGUGGCCUGCAUCGACGGGGGCAGAGUCAUCCGCCUGGAUCCCGAGACAGGGUCACAGCUGUGCAUGGUGGAGAUGCCUGUAUCCAGAGUCACAUCCUGCUGCUUUGGGGGGACCGACUAUGCGGACCUCUACGUGACCUCUGCAGCGGACAGCCUGAGCCCGGAGCAGCUGUUGCAGGAGCCCCAGGCUGGAUAUGUCUUCAAGGUUUGAUGAGGUCGUUUAUACUCAGAGUCCCCAAGGUGGCUUUUGUGCCAUCUCUGCAUGGUGCAGGGGUAAGAAGUUGUCUUUAAACUCUGGGUAGGGUGGGUGACGUCCACAGACAGACAGGGAUUGUUUAUCAAUCCACCUAGAAAACAAACAUCUUCAAUGCUUUACCCGCCCCAGUGUCACAUGAAAACUGUCUUUAAUGUGCGGGUUCGGAAGUAGCUAGAGCUGCUGUGACCUCGCCCUGCCAGUGACACGGUGCUUCGACAGCACCCAGACUGACCACAACAUCUGCUCUGCUGACAGGUCACAGGCCUGGGGGUGAGAGGGGUCGCACCUCG
Messenger RNA from Galeopterus variegatus (Sunda flying lemur), 1193 nucleotides. RefSeq names its product regucalcin-like. NCBI's taxonomy places the organism in Eukaryota, Metazoa, Chordata, Mammalia, Dermoptera, Cynocephalidae. The transcript is spliced from 5 exons. The coding region runs from base 4 to 858 and encodes 284 amino acids. Gene Ontology annotation, biological process: L-ascorbic acid biosynthetic process. The record is from RefSeq and is a predicted model, not a curated record. Gene Ontology annotation, molecular function: calcium ion binding; gluconolactonase activity; enzyme regulator activity.